AUGCCCGAUCCUAAGUCCUCUGAUGCUGCCGACCACCCUAGCGGCAGCCAACAGGGCCGUCGCUUCAAGCUCCCGGGCUGGUUGGACCACUUCAAUGUGCGGGACUUGAAGGUACUCUUUCGCUGCUGGGCCGCGGCCUGGGUGGCCUCGCUGCUGAUAUUCAUCGGUCCAGCCUUACACAAGAUCGGCAUUGCGACCUUCUUUGGGGCUUUGGUGUUGUACAUUGUUCCCCCAGCAGGAAUUCUGUUCGUCUACUUGCUAGCAGCGCUGUCGCUCCUCUUUGGUAUGUGCCUCGCAUGGGCGUGGGGCCUCCUGACUAUGAAAGCCGCCUUAGCGGCACGACCAGACGCACAAACAAAGGCCAUGGUACAGGCGUUGCAACAGCAAGCAGUCGCGAUCGGCAAUCAAACAGGCACGAGUCCAGCCGCGGAGGCUAAAGUCCUUGUGUACGAUGGCUUCAUGCUUGAUGCCCGCGUCACCGUCGUCUUCUAUGUGAUGAUCUGUGUUUUCAUCUAUUUCAUGUCCCGUGUCCGUGUCGCCAAUCCGAAGUUUGCUUUGGCACAGAUCUUCGGAAUCAUCAUCGCAGACCUCUUUCUCCUCUUUGGGCCAAGUUUGCCCUCAUUCACGGCUUCCCUGCCUGAGGUCCUCAUUAAACCAGGUGCCAUCGGCAUUGGCCUGGGCUUUGCCUGCUGUUUGGUCUUCCUACCGCAGUCGACAUCGUUUGUAGCCCUCACGCAAAUGGAGCAACUAGUCCGUCUGGGAGAAAUCCCACUGAAGUGCACCCGGCAAAGGUUCGCAGGUGAAUCCCUCGAUCUGCAGCAGCUGACGGCCACCAAGGCGAAGAUCAUCGGCGCAUUCAAGGCCAUGCAACCGUCAUUGGCCUUUCUGCCGCUUGAUUUUUCCCGUGGCCGCUGGAGCUCAGACGACAUCAAAACGCUACAAGAGCCUCUGCGACAGGCUAUUUUAUCUUCUGUGUCAUUGAUGGACUACCACAUCACCCUCCUAAGGUCUGAUCAAAAGCUACAAGGAAUCCAGCCUCUUUCUCAACAGGGGUCCGACAAGAGCUACAUGCAGGAAAAGCGAGUUCGUGAGGUCGGACAGUAUCAGUUACAGGAGAGCGCAGAUUUGCUACAAGCGUUGAACAGUCCUGAGCACGGAGUUUCUAGAGCCCGCACACGCGAGGCAUUGAGAAAGUCAACUACUGAACUGCUCGAGCUGUGCUCGGAAACGAGUGAGCUCCUUGUGCAGUGUCUUCACGCAGUCAAUUCUGGCCGGUGGUUUCGUCGAGCCGCGUCGCGAAAUCACCUGGACGAGCUUGUGAUGAAAGCGGAUACGGUAUUGCAGACUCUACAGUCAACCCGAUCGUCAUGUGCGACGGAGACCACUGAGGCGCUUCUCGACAGCCAUGCCGACUUAUUUGAUGAAAAUGGUCAUCUAAAAGCACCCGAACACCUGGGACCCCAUGCCCUCCGCGGGAUAAUACUUGGAAUGGUAAUGGAGGAACGCAUUCUCGGCACCGCAGAGACCCUCGAGCGACUCCUGGCCCAGGUCCACCGGUUGAUGCAAGCGCGCACUCAGGAACGUAUCUGGAUACCUUCGGGCCUGCGCUACGCUUUCAGCUGGCUGGUGAACCCACGCCAAAAGGCGCCUGCUGACGAUCUCACCGCGGCUCCUGCGACUGACCCCGACGAUGCUGAAGAGCAAGCCAAGGAGGCGCAUCGGCGUCUAAAUAUCAGCCGCGGCUACGGAAGGCCUAUCCGACAAAGCCUGUUAGUGAGAGCGCUUACCGGCUUUUAUCACUGGUUCACGAAUCCCGGCGGAAUGUAUGCACUGCGCAUGGUCGUCGUUACGAUCGCGGUCGCCAUACCUGCUUCAAUCCCACAUAGCGCUGGGUUCUACUAUCGGGAGAAAGGUAUCUGGGCUCUGAUCACCGCGCAGACCACCUUGCUUGUGUACAUGGGCGAUUUCACCGUAUCCCUCGUUGGUCGCACGAUUGGCACGGUCGUUGGUGGUGUGUUGGGCAUGGUCGCCUGGUACAUUGGGUCUGGCAAUGGGCCUGGUAACGCCUAUGGCCUAGCUGCGAUUACGGCGGUGAUGACCGCCAUACUGAUGUGGUGGCGUCUGUUCCUGCCCCCAAUCUUCACCAUGGCGGCAAUUAUGGGCGGUGCCACAUUCGUUUUGGUCGUCGGAUUCAGUUACGACGACACCCACACAUGGCAAUACGGUCUACCUGGACACGGCUAUGAAGCCUUUUGGAAGCGACUCGUCACAGUGCUGUUAGGCUUUGUCGCCGCAUUCAUCGUUCAGAUAUUUCCCCGUCCGCCCUCCGCAACACGACAUAUCUGCAAGACAUUAUCCAACACCAUCCGCACGCUUUCUGAUCAUUAUGCUCUCUUACUAUCCCACUGGGGCCGGCCGGAAACCAACAGCCCCAUAGGCGCAGUAGCCGAGAAGAUCGCAGUCGAGGUCGCAGAGACCCUUCUCUCCAUCCAAGGCUCAAUUGGCCUUUUAAAAUUCGAAAUGACGUUCGGUCCGUUCCACCGAGAAGCAUUGGCAAACAUGCAUGUCCUCUGCCAGGACAUGAACCAAGCAUUAGGUCGAUUACUUAUAUUAUCUACCAGUCUCCCAGAACACCUCCAGGAGCGGUUUGCCCAGAACGUGAGCCUGCUAAACGACCACCACAUUGGCGAUAUCAUGGCAGUAUUGAGUGUGAUCGAGCAGGCACUGAAGUCCGGCCUUCCCCUGCCGGAACGCUUGCCAACGCCGUUGGUGAAGCGCUGUUUCGAGCAGUGGUAUGCUCAGCACCGUGCUGCAGAGUUGAGUACGACGCUGGUACGGGAUGAGAAUUAUCGGCGGUAUUGUGUGGCUAUCAGUUCGUAUUUGAAGUUCCUGUCUGCUAUCGAUGACAUGGUGUUGGUAUUGAAGGGUACUUUGGGAGAAUCACAUUUGAUUGAGCGGUGGCAGGGUGAGGUGCCGGUUUGA
This is a messenger RNA of Aspergillus oryzae RIB40, 2982 nucleotides long. RefSeq lists its product as uncharacterized. The coding region runs from base 1 to 2982 and encodes 993 amino acids. Lineage: Eukaryota; Fungi; Ascomycota; Eurotiomycetes; Eurotiales; Aspergillaceae. The record is from RefSeq and is a predicted model, not a curated record. The transcript has a single exon.